CAAGUUCAACUUUUCUAGUUUCGACGGUCAUGAAGACUUUGCUUCAAUAUUACGGUCUAUGUUCAUCGAAACUUCCAGCAUUCGAUCCCGAACUUGCGAAGGCAUUAAAUGAGGGGAUGUACCAUAUAACUGUCAUCGUACCUGCUAUUCGAGCUUCAUUGAAAAAUCUUCCCAUAGGAGACGCUUUUUUUAUUAUAAAAUAUCUGGAAACAGUUUUUGAACUUAUGUACGCAGAAUGCUCGAGAUUAAUUUGUAGCCCACAAAAAAAGACCGACGAUAAGAUUAAGCUAUGGCGAGAAACUAAUGACGGACUAUAUUGGAAAAUGUGUUGGGAAGCUGACCUUGGCACCAGGAACCAGUUCCUUCCACAAGAUACAAUUUAUGUAUACGUGACAACCGCUACAGAGUAUCUGACUAAACGAGCCAAUGCAGCAAAUGACCCUGCUCUCAUCAUAGAUGGCAAAACUUUGGCCAAGAUAUUUGACUAUCCUGGCGAACUUAUUCAUGACGUACAACCCGCAUCCAAAAAGCAACGAAUAACAGAGAAGGAGGAUGGAAAAACGGGGUUCGUGGCAGACGGAGUGGCAGGG
Messenger RNA from Paraglomus occultum, 590 nucleotides. The record is from the annotation of a GenBank genome assembly. Lineage: Eukaryota; Fungi; Glomeromycota; Glomeromycetes; Paraglomerales; Paraglomeraceae.